CAGAUUAUUUUUUAGACAUACAAACAUGGUGGAUAAAAAUGACAAACUAGACCGACAAAUCAUACAAAAUGGAAAAACACCCGGGUUGACUUUGGAGGCUCCAUCUCUAUAUAGAGUAGGGGUGGGCAAUCGGUUCGGUAAACCGAACCAAACCGAAAUCGAAUUAAACCGAACCGAAAUUGAAUUAAUGCUAUUUGGUUCGGAAUUCGGAAGGCAAAUAUGGAUAGUUCGGAAAUCAGGGUUCUUUCAACUGAACCGAAUUUCCGACCGAAAAACUGAAAUACUAUAAUUGCAAGCUCCAAAUGGUGGAUGUUUAUGUUUGUAGUAGUUUUUAGACUUAAAUAUUUGAAAUGUUUUAUGACUUGUGUGUUGAAAAGUUUGAUUUUAUCAUUGAUGUUGCAUAUAAUUGCAUAUUUAUUGUUCAUAUUAGGGGUGAAAAAUCAAUUAAAAGUGAGAAGAUACAAGUAGCUUCACAAUUUCAGUUUUGUAUGAAAAACCGAACCGAAUUAUAAUUCAGUUUAAACUGACCGAACCAAAUUAUAAUUCGGUUUAAACCGAUCCAACUGAAUUAUAAUUCGGUUCGAAUUCGGUUUGAGGUUUGGGAGAAUUCGGGGACCCGAUAUUCAUAAUUUCGGUUCGGUCGAAACCGAAGCGACCGAAUGCCCACCCCCUAAUAUAGAGGAGUUUCAUCCAAAAGUCAACCAGAUUGUUUUUUACAUAAAAAAUAUUACAAACAUGGUGCACAAAAAUAACAAAGCUUACAAACUUUACAAACAUUACUGAAGAAACCGACAAACAUUACAAAGCAUACUAACAUUACAAAAUAACACUACUUACAAUACAAAUCGGUAAAUUGUAUUACAAAUCAAUGAAUACAAAGUAUACAAAUCAUAAAAUAAAAGUAUACAAACUAGAGCAACAAAUAUUAUAAAUCAAAAUAUAUACAAAUUAGUCAUGUAAACAUUACAAACACAAUAGACAAAAAUAACAAACUAGAUGAUAAAUGAUGCAAACCGAAUUGAUAUAAACAUUACAAACUGAACUGAUAAACAUUACAAAAUAAGUCGACAAACAUCACGAAUCUAUCACUGUCGUUGGAAAAUCCGACUUUGCCGGCUCUGAUCGCCGAACUCCUACGUCGUCGCUGGAAAACCCACUGAAAAAGCACCAAAUGAGUAAAAUCAAUAAGUAGCCAUAGCACCUCCACGACAUUGCUUUUCAGUUGCUUCUAUCUCCACCAUCAUUUAAUGGUUAAACAAAAUAAUCUAAAUAGUCAAGGAGAAAAAGAUAGUUAUUAGGGUAUGGAGAAAGAACAUGGAAAGGAGCGAAGAACGACUGAAAUAGACCUGAAACACAAUAAGGAAAUGUUGGCAGAUAAGUUUGUGUACCCACUUGGCCAUUUCCAUCUUUUUUUUUUUAUGGGCAAUAUCAAAAAUUUUAUUGAAGUUCUAUGUGCCUCCUCUUAAAACAGAGGAUGAACACAUCUGGAUCUUUACAACAACAUUAGGAUUACUGCUUCUAGUCUACUACAUUUACACAGCUAACUACAAUACCAGAAACUAUCCUAACCACUUCUGUUACUGACUAAAAAUCACCCUGCAAUCAGCAUCCAGAGCUGCAUUGCCAUGUCUAGCCAGCUCGACUGUUCUGCGCACUUCCCUUACCAACUCCCCAGACUGCACAGCUAUACUUCCAUACAAUCGUCCACAACGUUCCCUCCAAAUCAAACUCACCAUUAAGUUCCAAACCAAUCGUCCUACCAUGGCCAUCACCAUUAAAUUUUCUUACUGCCCAGUCCAAGUAAUUAUCAUAUCCAGUUACCUGAGGGCAACUCAAGUUCACAUUUCCAUCUUCCUUCAUCUCUAAACCUUUACUUUUUUGCUCUUCCUUUGCCCAUGAACCACAUGACGCAAUCUAGUUACUCUUGAAGCUAUUCUAUCAAAUACAAACAAACAAAAAACAUCUUUGGUUCAGUAAACUCAGGCAGAGUGUCAAGUACAUGAAGCAAUGAUAACCGCAAUCUGCUUAAACCUUCCAAAUGGCUUAGAAUGGAUUAAGCUACAACAUUAUGAAAAUCGAAGAAAAGCUAAGGCUCAUGAGAGCAAGACAGAGCCAUAAUCCUCAGUCCAUAGGCAGAAAAUUAAUAAGAAUAAUCCUAAGACAUAACUGAACUAAAUAAUUAGACAGCAUUUAGCAAAUAAUAAUUGCCCUUUAGAUAAAGCAAAGAUGCCCUCGCCACAGGCAUAAUCAUCAUCGUAUCAUCAUCUCACCCGACACUGUAGGACGCGACAACGAAGAUACGAAAACCUUAUCCCAAAGUGCAGCACGUACUAACGCAGCAUGAACAACAAAGAGUAAAUUCUGCAACUUUUUCAAAGGAUAAAGAGAAUGGUAUUGUUACUGAUAACUACUGUUCAAGCUAUUAAUCCAUAGCAGAGCAAACAUUAUGCUCAUCCCAACUUAAACAACACCCUGGACCAAACCAAACACCAAAAGAUUGCAGAGUGGAACACUAAUGUUAAAGUAAAUAGCUUACCACAACUAUCCGCAAAUACUAUAAAGAGGAAGACAAUUACCUAAUGUAGAUGCUCCCAUUCAUUGAAGAGGCCUAAGUGGAGAUGAUUUUCCUUCCCAAAGAAGAAAUAAUAGCUGGAGAGACAGAAUAGCAGAUUCAUAAACCAGUAAAAGCAUAUAGAAAUAAUUGAAAGAUAGAACAACGUAGGGAAAAUUUUACAUUAUGAUUCAUCUACUUCUACAUGGCUUGAUUUUGGCCAACAGCUCACUAAACUAGUCCGGUCGUUUUUAUGGGAAUUCAAUGGUGAAGGAGCUGUCGUUUUGGGUCGGUCUUGGUCUCCCUAAUAAUAUCGACAGUAAUUUCUGUGUGCUUCGAGUGAUGCGAUGUUUAUGGAUUCCUUGGGACGAUUUUGGGCCCAUGGGCUGUGACCUUGAUAAAGUUACGACCAAGUGGGCUCCCGUUUGCACCUCUUAUUGGACUUCAGUUUCUGCUCACUUUAGUCCUGCACUCGGUCACGUUUAAAUGGAAGCAUACACUUUCCCCUAGAUUUCCAUCUCUCAUUUAGGGUGUGCUAUGCUGGUUGGUAUGUAUCAGACCGCAUCGAAUAAAAUCAAUGCUUGGAUCGGAUCAUAUCAAAUUGAAUAUAACGUGGUUCGACCCUUGUUUUUAUCUAUUUUAUAAAUAGUAAUGAAGGAUCAUAGACCGAACCAAAGCAAACCGAACACAUUAUUGGUCUGGACCUUAAUUCUAAGAUGUCGUUCACAAAAAUCCCGAAAUCUCUUAUCCCUAUCUUCUCCUGAAAUCUAUGAUCUCUAUCUUCUUCGUUCUUCUCCUUCUAAUACCACCGUCACCGCAACUGCCAUUGCCGUAGGUGCUGGCGUUCAGGCUUAUCUGCAUGCUCCACCCCGUAAUCACGAUUACGAGCGGGACUCUCAUGGUAUUCAACAUGUAAGGAGAUUUACAUUUUCACGCACGGGGCCCAGACGGCGGCGAAGUUGAAGGGGUAUACGCCGGAGGACCAGAUCUUGAUUGUGGAUGCUUUGUCUUGGGACGGUCUUUGGCAGACAUUGGGGCAGAGGUUUGUUAGCUUCAGUUAGCUGGGUAACCGUACUUAAUCAACUCUAGUUACUCGGUUAACCGAAGACCCCCUCUCCUUUGUCGACCACCGAUCAAAGCUCCUAACCUGUCGAUUUUUGGUUAGCCGCUAACCGAAGCUUAUCGGUUAAAACCUCUGGUUAGUCGCUAACCAAAAACCGGCCAGCCACCCAUAUGUAUAUUCGAAACUUUUCAAAUUUAGUGUAAUGCUUAAUUUCCUAUUAUAUAAAGGUGACAUCAAAAUAUUUUUAAAAUUUUUUAAACAGGUAACUUUUAUCAAUGAUCAAACAUUGUAUUCUUAAUGGUUAUAAUUAUUAUAAAUAUCGUUCACGACAUGUAUUUUAAUAACUUGUCACAUAGUACUUGAUCGUGCGUGCAUGAUUGACCUUUAAAUUUAUAAGUCGAUGCACCCUCUCUAUUCAAUCCUAACUAAGCCAAGCAUAACCUAACUAGGGUUGUAGUAAAGUGACUUGCUCGUAUUUCAAGAGAACCCUUAGCUUACUAUUACUUCGCUCCUACUAUCUCAUCGUAUUGGAAGGUUGGGUGUUUAAACUAAUCUAAUCUACUCCUAGAGGCAAAAUAAACAACCAACCAAGUGGUUUAAAGCCAUAUAUCCAGAAAAGUAAUUUUAUGAUACUAAAUUUUAAAAUAUAUUAAAUUUAUGGUGCCUUCUACGGUAUCCCAGGUGAAAUUCGGGGUACCGAAUAACUUGAGUAUGAAAACGCUAUCUAGACCUUGAAUUAGCAGGAUUUUUGGGCAUGAUAUUAUUCCCUAACCCUUAAUAAGUGAACCCUAGGUCCUAGUUAUCUAAAUCGUAAACUAUAAACCCUAAGAUGGUGCAUUGAUUUUUUUGCAUAUAUUUGGACGAAUCAUAACCGUCGAUUAUUGAUCUAAUUAAAUUGAUCUUAGAGUAUAAGAUUUAAAGAAUUAAGACCUAGAUUUUGAUCUUAAAGGGUUAGAGUAUAGUAUCAUCAAUCAUGUCCGAAAGAUCAGUCAAUUCAAGUUCUGGAUAGUGUUUUAUUACUCAAGGUACGCGGUACCCCGGAUUUCACCCUGGGUACCGUAUAACUCCCUAAAUUUAGAUAAAAAAAAUUAUAAUUUGAAUAUGAAUACAAAAUCAAAAUUCAU
Molecule: messenger RNA, 4738 nt
Organism: Linum trigynum
Lineage: Eukaryota; Viridiplantae; Streptophyta; Magnoliopsida; Malpighiales; Linaceae
Source: the annotation of a GenBank genome assembly